UGUCAAUUUGAACUAAUUCAACGCAUCUCGAACUAAAUAAAUCAACCGGCUCUCGAGAGGCAGACCAAAAACGGGAUUUGUGAAGUAUUCUCAAAAUGACUGCAUUCGAAGAGUUUGGUGUGCUUCCGGAGCUGGGAAGGGCCACAGAUGAAUUGGAUUGGACCCUGCCCACUGAUGUCCAGGCUGAGGCUAUUCCCCUGAUCUUGGGAGGCGGCGAUGUGCUAAUGGCCGCAGAAACUGGUUCCGGAAAAACGGGUGCCUUCUGCCUGCCCAUUCUUCAAAUCGUAUGGGAGACGUUGCGUGAUCUGGAGGAGGGAAAGGCUGGAAUGGGCGGUGCAGUUGGAGGAGCUGUGUCCCCGUGGACCAUGUCCUUCUUCGACCGAGGAAACGCGCUUGCCGUCACUCCUGAUGGUCUGCGUUGCCAGUCGCGGGAGUUCAAGGAGUGGCACGGAUGUCGGGCCACCACUGGCGUUCGCGGAAAGGGCAAGUUCUACUUUGAGGCCACGGUAACGGACGAGGGACUGUGUCGUGUGGGCUGGUCUACACAGCAGGCAAACCUCGACCUGGGCACCUGUCGCAUGGGCUUUGGAUUCGGCGGCACCGGCAAGAAGUCCAACAACCGUCAGUUUGAUGACUACGGUGAAGCAUUCGGCAAGGCAGACGUCAUCGGCUGCCUGCUCGAUUUGCAACGCCAGGAGGUGAGCUUCGCCAAGAAUGGCCAGAACCUGGGCGUAGCCUUCCGCCUGCCGGACAACCUUGCCAAGGAGACCUUCUACCCUGCGGUGGUGCUGAAGAACGCCGAAAUGCAGUUCAACUUUGGAAAGACUGACUUCAAGUAUGCCCCGGGUAACGGGUUCAUUGGCGCUUGCCAGGCUGGACCCGAGCAUAGCAAGGCCAAUCCGCUGACCAGUCCCGCAGCUGGAGCACCGUCCGCCAAACCGGCGCCUAACGCCCCCCAGGCCAUUAUCAUGGAGCCCAGCAGAGAAUUGGCCGAGCAAACAUACAACCAGAUCGAGAAGUUUAAAUACCACCUGAGCAACCCAGAGGUUAGCUCCCUGCUGCUUAUCGGUGGAGUGAGGUUGGAAGAGCAAAAGGCGCAGCUAAUGCAGGGCACCCACAUAGUGGUGGGCACGCCCGGGCGGCUGGAGGAGAUGAUCAACAGUGGCCUGGUCCUGCUCACCCAUUGCCGCUUUUUUGUUCUGGAUGAGGCAGAUGCACUUCUCAAGCAGGGUUACACCGAGCUGAUUGACCGUCUACACAAACAAAUACCCAAGAUUACUUCGGAUGGUCGCCGUCUGCAGAUGGUCGUCUGCUCGGCCACGCUGCACGCAUUUGAGGUAAAGAAGAUGGCUGAGCGCCUGAUGCACUUCCCCACCUGGGUGGAUCUGAAGGGGGAGGAUGCUGUCCCUGAGACGGUUCACCACGUCGUCUGUCUAGUCGACCCGAAGAUGGACACCACUUGGCAGUCGCUGCGCCAACCCAUUGGCACCGACGGCGUCCACGACCGGGACAACGUUCAUCCGGGCAAUCAUUCGAAGGAGACGUUGUCGCAGGCAGUGAAGCUGCUCAAGGGCGAAUACUGUGUGCACGCUAUAGAGAAACACAAUAUGGACCGAGCCAUUAUCUUCUGCCGCACCAAGCAAGACUGUGAUAACUUGGAGAGCUAUCUCCGCCAGCGAGGCGGAAACCACUACUCGUGCGUCUGCCUUCAUGGGGACCGAAAACCGCAGGAGCGUAAACAAAACCUGGAAAUGUUUAAGCGGCAACAGGUCAAGUUUCUGAUUUGCACGGAUGUGGCGGCUCGUGGUUUAGACAUUACGGGUCUGCCGUUCAUGAUUAAUGUGACGCUGCCCGAUGACAAGACCAAUUACGUGCAUCGCAUCGGACGUGUGGGCAGGGCGGAACGCAUGGGGCUGGCCAUCAGUUUGGUGGCCACAGUGCCGGAGAAGGUUUGGUACCACGGCGAGUGGUGCAAGUCACGCGGCCGUAGCUGCAACAACACAAACUUAACCGACGUCCGGGGAUGCUGCAUCUGGUACAACGAACCAAACCUACUGGCCGAAGUCGAGGACCACUUGAACAUCACCAUCCAGCAGGUGGACAAGGCCAUGGAUGUGCCAGUUAAUGACUUCGACGGCAAGGUCGUGUACGGUCAAAAGAAUUUCAGAACUGGCAGCGGCUACGAGGACCACGUCGAGCAGCUGGUGCCGACUGUACGCAAACUGACGGAGCUGGAGUUGCAAUCACAAUCUUUAUUCUUGAAACGUCUUAAGGUCUAACGCGGAUCUGGAGCGACAUUUAUUUGCUAAGCAAGGAAAGGAUAUUGUGAAUUGAGAAGUGCGUGAUCAACUCACGCGAAAAUACUUUUGCGGCACAGACACACAAUUUUGUAAAUGUAGGAAGUCGGAGCUCAAGCUCUGCCAUUAAAAAUAUACAUUUAAUUAAACUAA
Messenger RNA from Drosophila mauritiana, 2450 nucleotides. RefSeq names its product ATP-dependent RNA helicase Ddx1 (gene Ddx1). Gene Ontology annotation, molecular function: nucleic acid binding; protein binding; ATP binding. Bases 96 to 2279 code for a protein of 727 amino acids. The transcript has 4 exons. The record is from RefSeq and is a predicted model, not a curated record. NCBI's taxonomy places the organism in Eukaryota, Metazoa, Arthropoda, Insecta, Diptera, Drosophilidae.